AUGUAUUUCGAUAGAGAACCUCCCAUAGAAAAUUAUACCUCAGAAUUUCCCACAUUAAGUUCAGUAGUCACUGUAAAAAAUUGCUGGUAUUAUUUGUCAUUGUUAGAAAGAUUCGUGGAUAUUACCAGCGCUAUGACGGAAGAUGUUUUGAAAAUGUAUCUUGUUAGAGCGGAAUAUCGUUACUUUUUAUGGAUUUCUAAAAAACGCUACUAUCGUAAUUUAGAUAGAGCCAUACCCCCCAUUGAUGUCGCAUUUUUUUGGCAAUCACAUAUGCUUAGCCCUUAUCGUUUUUACGAAGACAGUAUACGCAUACCACCAUUUACUGCCAAAGAAAUUCCUCUUAAGCAGAUUCACGACCUUCAAAAAAGCAAGUCAAACAAUGCACCAUUGUAUGACUGGAAGCUAGUUAUGAACGAUGAAAGUUACGAGUUGUCCGAAAAGGAAGUUUUGAAAAAAGGCUGCGCAACUGUCACAUGUAUUGUAUGUUACGCUAGUAUACAAUCACCAUGGAAAGAAUAUACCGAAUGGAGAACAAAUCAUUCUGUGGCUUUACAAUGUCAUUGUUGUAAUUCCAUGUUCACAGUAAAGCAUGUUGGAAAAGCUAAUUUAUUAGCCGAUAAUACUAAAGUUCGUACGACAGCAGGACUACUCUUGGACUCAAGAGGUAUCCAAACUGCUGGUAGAAAUGACAAUAAACUUUUACUUCCUAUCAAAGAUAUCAAGGGCUUGCCUUUCAAUGAAGGGCUCCGACCAUUGAGGGAUCAAAUGGCACGAAAGAAACUUUAUAUUCCGGGUUCUUGGCAUGAAGACGCUGUUAUCGAUGCAAUUCAGAGUACUUAUCUCUGUACGCCUUACCGAGGAAGUUCUAUUGACUUAAUACAGGCUGUAGCACGUCAGCACAAGUUUGCUGUAAAAGUAACAAAGUCUAUUUUAUGGGACGCACCUACUGGUAUUAUACGGGGUAUUAGGCAUUACAAUGAAUUUUUAAAUGUGAUUAAAGACAAUCAUGGUUUAACAGCGGUUCCAACGUACGAGAUAGAUCUUGCAUGGCACACCCACAUGCUUCAUCACGAAAACUAUCGAAGCUUUUGUCAAAAACACUUUCAUAGAUUAAUUAAUCAUGAUGAUACUAUUCCUGAAGAAAAAUUAAAGGAGUAUGUCGAAAAGACUGACUUGGCUUGGAGUGUAAGGAGUAAGAUACGUACAGUUACAACAACAGCAAAACCCACUGAGUACACUGAGAAUCUCACUCCACCUACUAUUGUCAAUCCAAUAAUUGUAGAAGAAAAUCCAGGAAUCAAGACAAAGUUCAAACAAUUUUUUUCCUCAAAAAAGAAAAAGACGAUAGAGCUCUGUACUUCCUUUGUCGAUGUAGGUGCUCAUCCUAAAAUGGCAUCCACGUCUGAAAAGGCGACCACCGCUGAAAAAAUUAAAAACUUGAUUGGGCUUGAUUUUAUGCCGGGAUCAUACACACAAUCAUAUCCAUACAGGCUGCGUUUAUCAGAGUCAUCGUCUCCUAAUAAUGCUCAAGACAAAGAUCAGGAAGGAUACCGAGAAGAUGAGAGUUGCGAGGAUAAAAAUGAGGAUUGCAACAAUGAUGAUGAAGAAAAAGAGGACAAAUUAUCGUACGAAAAGGAGAAAGUAAGCUUUCACGACAGACGUGAUAUCAAGGAAUUUAUUACAUUGAAAAGCUCUGAUAGCGUACUUGACAGUAAAUUCGGAAACGUCAAGACUUCAAAAUACGGAUUUAUAGGAACUAGCACUUGUGGAAACACCGACUAUUUAGAUCAAUGGGACGAAAAUAUUAGGAUCAAAGCCAAGAAUGAUAGCGGCACGUUUAUUACGACCAGUGGAGACAAUAUACCAGUGGUUUCCCGCUAUUCGAAAGUGUUUUUAACCAAGGGAUCUUCGCCUGUUUAUAACCCAAAGGGUAUUAAAAAUCUUCCAGUGCUUAUGACACACAAAAAUCGAAAAAAUUAUACCCGUUUUUAUGCUGAAAGAAACACUCGAUAUAAUACAGCGGGUGACGCGUUUGAUUGGUAUAUUAUCAGCAAGACAUGGGCGGAAUCUACAGCAAGUACAGACCGUAACAAAAAGAGCGGUUGCGGAGGAUGGAGUAACUGUGGAGAUUAUGUUUCUUCUUCGCAAUGUGCAGGUAUAUCUUCUUUUGGACAUAGCAACUCUGGGUCAUCAUCAGGUUUCCAUUCUUCAUCUAAUUCAUCAUGUUCUGGAGGAAGUAGUUCUUGUGGAAGUUCAUCAUCUAGCUGCGGAUCUUCUUGUGGGGGUGGUUAACAAGAUUUCUUAUCAUAAUUAAACCUUAAUUUUAAGAAGCGUGGGAGGUUUUUUGUUUUUAUCGUCAGAUGAACCAAGAUCACAUCAAGCAAACUGAGUU
Mucor mucedo is the source of this 2392-nucleotide messenger RNA. RefSeq lists its product as uncharacterized. Bases 1 to 2292 code for a protein of 763 amino acids. The record is from RefSeq and is a predicted model, not a curated record. The transcript has 14 exons. Lineage: Eukaryota; Fungi; Mucoromycota; Mucoromycetes; Mucorales; Mucoraceae.